Molecule: messenger RNA, 1569 nt
Organism: Cyanidioschyzon merolae strain 10D
Lineage: Eukaryota; Rhodophyta; Bangiophyceae; Cyanidiales; Cyanidiaceae
Product: tyrosine--tRNA ligase, mitochondrial or chloroplast
Exons: 1
Coding region: 1-1569 (522 amino acids)
Biological process (GO): tyrosyl-tRNA aminoacylation
Cellular component (GO): mitochondrion; cytosol; chloroplast stroma
Molecular function (GO): RNA binding; ATP binding; tyrosine-tRNA ligase activity
Source: RefSeq, a predicted model, not a curated record
AUGCGUGCUGCACUCGCUUUCCGAGCGCCGUGUCGGGGACUUGUCGUUCCGUCCUGGGAAGCAACUCGAGGUCGGUGUUUGAUUUCGCCACGAAAGUGCCCGUUAUCGUUGAGUCGUCGAAGUGUGGCAGGUUUGGUGAGAACGACUCGCCGUCGGGGUCUGUACGGCUGCACGACGCCCGUGGCACAGUCUCGGGACGGUGCCACUGCACCGACGAGCGCUCCGGUCUACCCCGGAGUGGACGGCAAACCGAAUGUCAUUCAAGUCCUGGAAUCGAGAGGCCUCAUUGACGCGGUGACCUCUACUGAUGUGUACGCGGUCUGUGCCCGACCGGUAGCAGUGUACGUCGGCUUCGAUCCGACGGCGGACUCGCUCCACAUAGGUAACCUCCUGGGUCUACUGGUUCUGCGUUGGUUCCAAAAACUGGGGCAUCGCCCUGUGGCUAUCAUUGGCGGUGCAACUGCCCGUAUCGGUGACCCGUCAGGCAAGAGCGUUGAACGACCGCUCCUUGCUGCGAGUGUCAUUGAAGAGAAUGCCGCACGAAUCGCUGAAAACCUGCGGCAAGUGCUGGAUUUCAGCGGGGAUUCUAGUUCAACGACGGAGCCGCUGGUUCUCAACAAUUACGACUGGCUUGGCAACAUGAGAUUACUCGACUUUUUGCGUGACGUAGGGAAGCUCGCGCGAGUCGGGACAAUGCUGAGCAAGGAAUCCGUUCGUCUUCGGAUGCAGAGCGAAGAGGGUCUCUCAUUCACCGAGUUUACGUACCAGCUGCUGCAGGGAUACGAUUUUGCGUAUCUCUAUAAAAAUCACCAAGUCCUGCUGCAGGCAGGGGGCUCGGACCAAUGGGGCAACAUUGUGGCUGGACUCGAGCUCACUCGUAAACUUUACGGGGGCACUGUGCAUGGUCUGACGUUUCCACUCCUUACCAGCAAGGAUGGCAAAAAGUUGGGAAAGACAGAGAAGGGCGCUGUAUGGCUUUCGCCACAGCGCCUGAGCCCGUACGAAUUCUACCAAUAUCUUGUCAAAGUAGCAGAUGAUGAUGUUUGCAAUUAUCUGCGGAAGCUCACAUUCCUGCCUCUGGAACAAAUCGACGCCCUCGAAAACGACAUGCGAAACUCGGAACGGAGCGGCUACCAAGCAAAUACAGCCCAGAAACUCUUGGCUAUGGAAGUCACUCGCAUAGUUCACGGCGACAAAGGCGUCGAGACGGCAUUAGCUGCCACCGCGGUCGCUGCACCCGGGCACGUACCCGGCGGUGAACACACCAACGGUAGCACGCGCUUACGAGCUGAUGUGUUAGAAGCGGUCUCCAGCAGUCUACCGGGUGCGACGCUUCCCCGCACUGCGCUCGUCGGUGUGCCACUGGUCGAUGUUAUGGUUCGAGCGGGUCUCCAGAAGAGUAAGGGAGAGGCGCGGCGCCUCAUUGCGAACGGUGGUGCCUACGUCAAUGACGAAAAAGUGUCCGACAGUGGGAGAACCAUCGAAGCAACAGAUUUAAUUGAGGGACGACUGCUUCUGCUAGCGGCUGGCAAGAAAAACAAGAUGCUCGUUCGGGUGAGCGAUACCUAG